Molecule: messenger RNA, 2987 nt
Organism: Solenopsis invicta (red fire ant)
Lineage: Eukaryota; Metazoa; Arthropoda; Insecta; Hymenoptera; Formicidae
Exons: 3
Coding region: 607-1644 (345 amino acids)
Biological process (GO): regulation of apoptotic process; extrinsic apoptotic signaling pathway in absence of ligand; intrinsic apoptotic signaling pathway in response to DNA damage
Cellular component (GO): mitochondrial outer membrane
Molecular function (GO): protein homodimerization activity; protein heterodimerization activity
Source: RefSeq, a predicted model, not a curated record
CGUUAAACGGAGCACGAUACCCUCUGCUCCGUUCUGCGAGUCAGCUUCCCCGAUGAUCGGCGACGACGCUGAGAAACGCUGAGCUACGUCAUACAGUACUCGGCAUUACGCAGCACCGCGGUGGGGUAAAGUCUCGAGAUAAGCGGCAGAGUGGUAGUGAUGUGAAACAUUCGUGGGUCGGGGCUGGUUGGCAGGCAGGCAAGCAGGCAAGCAGGCAGGCAGGCAGGCAGGCAGGCAAGCAGGCAAGCAGGCAGGCCGAGGGAGCGGUACGGUGGAAGUUAGGUGCGAGACGCGGAGCAAGAGCGGAGGAACGGCACGGCGCGGCGCGGUUUCGGCUUCUCGGCAUCGGCUUCGGAAAUGGCCGCGGGAAAGUAGAGAGCGGAGCGUUUUCGUCGCUGGCUGACAGGCUGGUUGGUUGGUCGGUCGGUCGGUUGAUCGGUCGGUCGAUCGGUUGGUUGGUUGGUUGGUUGACCGGGUUGGAUCGGUUGGUGUCCGGGUCGGACGCGGUUCAAGUUUUCGGAGCACCGAGCGCUCGUUUGUCCGGCCGCAUCGGGGGCGCGCGAUCGAUUCACCAGACGAUCUCGGAUCAUCAGCGUGAAAUGUGAGAUGCGAGCGCAUCACCGAGGCGACCUGAGGACGACGACGACGACGACGACGACGACAACGAUAUUGGGAAACGGAAACGACCUCGACGGAGAAACGGAGGAGCGGAAGACGGUUUGCAGGGAACGAGUCUUCGCCGAGAAGGAGAGGAUGGCCGGCGACGACGGGACGACGACAAUGAUGACGACGACGACGACGACGACGAUGAUGAACAAUGAGAUCCUCGAGGCGGAAGGUGGGGAAGAGGGGCAGGGUACGUCAGAGCGAGGGGAACUGCAUUCCAGAGUGGGCGGCAUUCUGGAAUGCGAUCCCCCCGGUAACAGGAAUUCGUCGAACGAGCGAGCUGCCGCCACCGCCACCACUGCCACCGUCGUCGCCGUUGCUGACAACGAGGACGGGAUCUGCCGAUAUGCGGUCGGCGCUGCUCACCGCGCUAUGUCUUUCUUCGAGAUGUGCCAGAUUCGGCUCCAAUAUCUCUUCCCACAACUGGCACCACCCCCACGUUAUAAUAUCCACGACGAUUCUAUAGAAUCGACUGCGGAGAUCCUGGCCAAUGAUGUAAUCCGGUAUUUAUUGAAGGAGGAUAUCUAUCUUAUAUCUCAGGAUCCAGUUUCCCGCAGCAUGAGGCACAACGUAUAUCAAAUGCUCAACAAACAUAGCAUUCUCUUCACUAGUAUGGUGAAUCGUUUAAACGUCGUUCCAGACACCGCCUAUGAAACAUUCAUGGGUGUUGCCAACGAGUUGUUCUUACACGACGUUUAUACCUGGGCUAGAAUCGUCUGCUUAUAUGCUUUUAUGGGCAGACUGGCUUUGUGGGCCAGAGACAGAAGGAUGCACAGUCUUAAAAAGAAAUUGCCAUUGUAUGUCUCUAGAUACGUUGGCGAAAAAAUAACGCACUUCAUCAAAGGCUACGGCGGAUGGGAACAAUUGUGUGUCGAAUAUCCCGUGGCCGAGGAAGUCAGCGGAGCGGUUUGGCGAAGUUUAUUAAUGACGGGAGCCACACUUGGUUUGAUCGCCACGAUCUUGUCGGUCACUUCCUGAUGGAACCUCAGGAUGGAACCGUGCGACCUGAGUACGUUUUGUCCAAAAAACUUUCGCGUACUUACGUUCUACGAGAACACACUCGAAAGAAGAAUGUAAAGAGAUUUUUUUUAUAACGUACGCACAAUGUUACAAUAUUUAACAUUGGACAUCAGAAUUCGGAUUCGAUUGAAAUGGAGCGCUUGCUACGUCUACAGGAACAUGGCAAAUUAACAAAAGAUACAUCAACGCAUGUUGACACACAUAAUUUUCAUAUCAAUGUCACUCGGCUUAGAAUCCUACUUUUUAUAUAACUCCAGCGAGCAUACAUAGCAUGAGCGACAGACAAUGACGCUAGUUUCCUAUUUACAAUACCUUAUAACAGACUAGUGAAAUUAGUAGGCAGAAUAUCUUAUUUAAUUCUAUAAUAGACAUUUUAUAUUAAAGUAAUUCCUAAUAAUAAUACUCAAAAUUGAAAACUUUUAGAAAUUUAUGGAAUCAAGAAACAAGAAUCUCAAAAUUGUAUUUGUAUUGAAUUUAGGUAGACGCAAUCUAUUUAUUUAUAAUUUAUUUUAGGUAGAGAAUAUAAUUAAAUAAUAAAUUUUUUUCGAAUAUCCUUGAUCAUAGAACCGAUCGCAACCACGCAUUUUUAAAGUUUAAGGGAUAUAUGUAAUACCGACGAAAAAAGAAAACGAUGGCUACGAGCUAUACCAUCAUGUAUAUUCAAAUAAUGGCAUACUUUUUUAUAUGUUGAUAUAUUCUAUUACACUUGCAAAAAUUUUAUAUGCAUAUUCAAAAUAAAUACUUUUAUAAAAUAACGAUCGUUCUCCUGUAAUCAUUAUUGAAAACAAGAGAAAGAGAUUUAAAACUACCUACUGCAAAGAUAAUCGUCGAUCAAUUCUCUCGUAAUUCCAGAAAAUUUAAUGGAAUUUCUUAUCUUUUGAUCCCAUCAAUAUUAAAAUAGAUAGAUAUGUAUAUUCGUAAUUGCUACAAAAUUAAUAAAAUCUCAUACAUUGUCAAGUAUUGUACUAUCAAUGGAAAUUUACAGGGUGUAGAGCACAAGUUAAUGUUAUGCAAAUUUAAAUAUAGUUUUAUGAAGCGAUUAUAUUACUACAAAUAAAAGUCCCUCGUAAAAUAAUACAAAGACUUAUUUACAUGUUGUAAGUGUUUUUGUUUUCUUGGAAGACAUCGAGUCAACAUCGUUAGAGCAUCUUUAAUGUAUCAUAAAUUAUAAUAAGUUGAUAAGUUUUAAUAUACUGUUGCGUGUAUCGUGACAAUGGGGAUCGAUCUUAAUUGCUACGAAAUACUGUAAGUGACGUACUUUUGAUGUAUAUGUUUGCAAAUAAUCAAAAAUAUUAACUUCA